Messenger RNA from Cetraspora pellucida, 2301 nucleotides. NCBI's taxonomy places the organism in Eukaryota, Fungi, Glomeromycota, Glomeromycetes, Diversisporales, Gigasporaceae. The record is from the annotation of a GenBank genome assembly.
GUUGAAAAAGACCAUAAGAAAGAAGCUGCAAUUGCUGUUGUUCAAGAAUCGGCUUCUCCUGAGAAACAUAAAGAAAUUGUAUCUAAACAAAAAAACGAUGGCAGCAUUGAAAUUGAUGAUUCAAUAUGUAAGGAAUUGCAAGCUCCUAAAGAAGAUAUUAUUACUACAAUUAAAAAGAAAGUUACUAAUAAGAAGCUUCAAUCACCCGACCUUUUAUCAAGUCUUGCAACUGCUAUUAAUAUCUCAUAUUUGAAAAACGCUGCCUCCAAAUACAAAGGUGAUUGGGAAGAUAAAUAUAAUAAAGCUCGUGACUAUCUUUCUAAGCAAAUUGGAGAUGCUGAGGCUGAAAAAGAAUUAUUAGAUUGCGCUGACGAGUAUGUAGUCGAACAAACUACGAAUAAAGUGAUUGAGGAAAAGAAACGAGAUGUAAUUGAUCUUAAGAAAGAUGAAAUACCGAAAGAACAUCCGAAAACUAAAGCUAAGAGCUUUAUCGGUGCUAUUUAUGACGGUGCUGUUAAACUUGAAGAUAAUAUUGAAAAGGCCCUUGGAUUUAAUAAAAAUAAACUUGAUGAUCAUGAGAAAGCGGAAGCACUUAUAAUUGUUGAGGAAUCAGCCUCUCCCGAAAAAUGUGAGGAAAUCGUCUCUGACCAAAAAGAAGAUGGUUGUAUUGAAUUAAGCGAUACAGUUUGUGACGAACUAGAUGCACCUAAAGAAGAAAUUAUUACAACAAUUCAACCAAAACUUACAAAUAAGAAGCUUCAAUUACCCAAUCUUCCAUCAAUUCUUUCAACUGCUAUUAACCUAUCAUACCUUAAAAAAGCUGCACCUAAACAUGAAGGUAUAUGGAAAGAUAAACAUGAUAAAGCCCGUAAAUAUCUCUCAGACCAAAUAGGAGAUGAAGAUGCCGAGAAAGAACUAUUAGACUGCGCGGACGAUUAUGUAGUUGAUAAUUGUAUUAAGAAGGUGAUUAAAGAUAAAAAGAGAAUUGCAGUCGCUACGGUACAAGAGUCUGCCACACCUGAGAAAUGCGAUGAUGUAGUGUCUAAGCAAAAUAAUGAUGGAUCUUUUGAAGUUAGCGAAACAAUUUGUGAAGAAAUAGACGUUCCGGCUACUAAAGUAGUAUCUGAAGUGAAAAAAGGUACACAAAAUCCAAAACUUAGAUCUCCAAAAUCACAACCAUGGUGGAAAACAGGACUCGCUACUAGCUACCUUAAUAUCGCCGCACCACAUCAUAAAAAUCAAUGGGAAGAUAAACAUAAUAAAGCUCGUAAAUAUCUUUCUGAUCAAAUUGGAGAACCUGCUACUGAAGAAGAAUUAUUAGAUUGCACUGAUAAAUAUCUCGUUGAUAAUAUUACUAAAAAGGUUGAAAAAGAUCAUAAGAAAGAAGCUGCAAUUGCUGUUGUUCAAGAAUCAGCUUCUCCUGAGAAACAUAAAGAAAUUGUAUCGAAACAAAAAGACGAUGGCAGCAUUGAACUUGAUGAUUCGAUAUGUAAGGAAUUACAUGCUCCUAAAGAAGAAAUUAUUACUACAAUUAAAAAGAAAAUUACUAAUAAGAAGCUUCAAUCGCCCGACCUUUCAUCAAGUCUUGCAACUGCUAUUAACCUUUCAUAUCUAAAGAAUGCAGCGGAUAAAUAUAAAGGUGAUUGGAUAGACAAGUAUAAUAAAGCUCGUGACUAUCUUUCUAAACAAAUUGGAGAUGCUGAUGCUGAAAAAGAAUUAUUGGAUUGUGCUGAUGAAUAUGUAGUUGAUCAAACUACAAAUAAAGUGAUUGACGACAAGAAACGAGAUGUAAUUGAUCUUAAGAAAGAUGAAAUACCGAAAGAAGAACCCAAAGCUAAAGCUAAAAGCUUUAUCAGUAAUCUUUAUGAUGGAGCCGUUAAACUUGAAGAUCAAAUUGAAAAAGCCCUUGGGUUUAAUAAAGAUAAACUUGAUGAUCAUGAAAAAGCGGAAGCACUUAUAAUUGUUGAGGAAUCAGCCUCGCCUGAGAAAUGCAAUGAAAUCGUCGCGGAUCAAAAAGAUGAUGGUUGUAUUGAAUUAAGCGAUACAGUUUGUGAUGAAUUGGAUGUGCCUAAGGAAGAAAUUAUUACAACAAUUCAGCCAAAACUUAAAAAUAAGAAGCUUCAAUUACCCAAUCUUCCAUUAAUUCUUUCAACUGCUAUUAACCUUUCAUACCUUAAGAAAGCUGCACCUAAACAUGAAGGUGUAUGGAAAGAUAAACAUGAUAAAGCUCGUAAAUAUCUAUCAGACCAAAUAGGAGAUGAAGAUGCCGAAAAAGAACUUUUAGACUGCGCGGACGAUUAU